Meloidogyne enterolobii is the source of this 761-nucleotide messenger RNA. Lineage: Eukaryota; Metazoa; Nematoda; Chromadorea; Rhabditida; Meloidogynidae. The record is from the annotation of a GenBank genome assembly.
AGAUAGUACUUAUGUCUCAAAAUAUUUUUACUAAAGUAUUUAAUUCACAAUUUGUCCACAUCUAUGAUCGAAGCCGUAGUGAUCCUCUUAAAGCAUUGCAAUCAAUGAAUAGGCUUAGAGUUCCGUGGAUCUCAUCUUUCAUCUCGAAGAAUACACAAGUCAGGCCUGAUCGUCCUCUUGAAGGGAAUAAAAUACUUGAUGUUGGAUGUGGUCCAGGAAUUCUCUCUCUUGCACUUGGUCGAUUAGGUGCAGAAGUUGUUGGAAUUGAUGAAGUUCAGAGUGCAAUUAAUUUAGCUCAAAAAUCGAGUUUCACUCUCUCCCCAGAACUUCGAUCAAAUACAAAAUUUGUGACUGAUACGAUUGAAAAUUUUGCUUUAAAUGAAGACAAUCAUCAUGUUUUUGACGCAGUGGUUGCCUCAGAAGUUGCAGAGCAUGUUGCAGAUCUUAAUCUUUUUGUUAAAACUUGCUGCAAACUAGCAAAACCUAAUUCUCCAAUAUUCUUCACUACAAUAAAUAAAACAUUAUGUAGUUGGAUAUUUGCUAUACUCGUUGCAGAGGAUAUUUUGCGACUUUUACCAAAAGGACUUCAUGAAUACGAAAAGUUUGUUAGACCUGAGGAUCUUCGAAGAUUGCUUGUUGAUGAACAAUGUCGACUUGGACAUACGCGUGGCAUGUUCUAUAAUCCACUGACUGAUCAUUGGACUUGGACUGAUUUCACAGAAAUUAAUUAUGGAUUGGUUGCAUUUACAAAGCCAUAUUAG